Messenger RNA from Aaosphaeria arxii CBS 175.79, 1384 nucleotides. RefSeq lists its product as uncharacterized. Gene Ontology annotation, biological process: peptidyl-histidine methylation, to form tele-methylhistidine. NCBI's taxonomy places the organism in Eukaryota, Fungi, Ascomycota, Dothideomycetes, Pleosporales. Bases 80 to 1171 code for a protein of 363 amino acids. The record is from RefSeq and is a predicted model, not a curated record. The transcript is spliced from 2 exons. Gene Ontology annotation, molecular function: protein-L-histidine N-tele-methyltransferase activity.
GUCUAGUCACUGCAACCCUGCACCCUCCGGUUGUUUAAUUGCUAUUGCUCUCAAUUCAAGUCUAUCAUAGAAGCUAAAGAUGUCUUUCAGCUUCGGUUUCUCUGGUGACGAUAUAGAAGAAGAUCCCAACGAUGUGCUGACAGCGUCACGGGACGAGGAUGUGCAAAUGGAGGGAGUGGAGACGGGUCAGGGUGCAGAGAGAAUACCGGCCAGAAGUCAUACUCUGGAUGAAUUGUUAUCAACUCUCCCGGACAAACUUUCCUACUCAAUUCUCAAAACCACAUCUCCAAAAGGGAACAUAUCGCACCUCCCACGACGCGAGCUUUUCGACAUCCGACUGCAGUUGAUGGCUGAAGAUGAUUCGAGCAGCACAAUAGCAGGCCUCGAUGCAUCAGAUGUGCAAACCAACGUGUAUGAGGGCGGUUACAAGACUUGGGAGUGUAGUCUAGAUCUCAUAUCCUAUCUGCUCGAUCGCGGACCACGAAAAGACCUCGAUGACAUGGCGAGAGUCAACCACGUGAUUGAGAUGGGCUGUGGGACUGCUUUACCUUCGCUGCUCCUCUUCCAAUAUGCAAUCAAGAACCAGCUCAGCAUGAACUUUACACUCACCGACUACAACUUCGAUGUUUUGAGGCUGGUCACUGUACCAAAUCUGUUGUUGACAUGGGCUUCGACACUGGGCAGGACAGAUGCACCAUUCUCGGAAACAUAUCCGAAUCCACUAGCGGAAGAAGAUCGAAGCAAACAUGGAGACGAUGAAGACCACGGAGACCUCGAAAUUGCACCCGAAAUCGUGGAGGCGUUCAAGCAGCGAUUGGCCGAAACAGGCAUCACGAUGACACUGGUAUCAGGGUCGUGGACACCAACCGAGCAUCUUCUAGAUUUGAUACCCAGUGCACCCGAGUUGAACACUUUCAUACUUGGAAGCGAAACUAUCUAUAGCCCCGAGGCUUUGACAGCAUUCACCGAAUCGAUCGUCGGACUGAUGAAGAGGGUGAAGAGCGGUAAGACGAUCGUUGCGGCGAAGAGAGUGUAUUUUGGAGUGGGGGGAAGUGUAGAUGGAUUCAGAGAGGAGUGUGCUCAGCGAGGAUGUGUUGCAUACGAAAUGGAUUUCGAGGGACUGGAGAGCAAUGGUGUCAGGCGAUGCUUGGUCGAAGUACAGAUGUGUUAAUGUGACCCGGGAAGAUCGUGACGAGAGAAAGACAAGAGAGACUACGUCAGAGUAUGCCUAUCUUAACGAAUAAAAGCAUCUCGAGUCCAAGAGAUGUGAUAUCAAUCGCAUGUUCCGAGUCCUCGACCGAUGAGAUAUGAGCACGAGGUACCUGAAUUUGUGAAACAGCAACAUUAUUGUACACCUAGCCACCUUUUCAUUGGCUUGCACCGG